This is a messenger RNA of Eruca vesicaria subsp. sativa (arugula), 1869 nucleotides long. NCBI's taxonomy places the organism in Eukaryota, Viridiplantae, Streptophyta, Magnoliopsida, Brassicales, Brassicaceae. The record is from the annotation of a GenBank genome assembly.
UCGCAAAGUAGGGGAAGACAGUAAAGUGAAAAGAAGUGUAGUGAAUCUGCAAAUUGGGUUUUCAUUCUCUCAUCAUCAGUUGUAUCGUCUUGGAAUAUGUGAAUUGCCCUCCUCUAGGGUUCGAUUCGCAAAUUCGAAUAUAGUUUGUACUUUGUGAAGCUACAGGGAAAAAGAUGGGCGAAUCAUCUCAGAUUCUAAGCUUUUCUUGGUCUUUGUAUACUCUUUCAAUCGUCUUCCUUACUCUUCUUCACAGCUUUCCUUUUCAAGCUCAAGCUGCUCCUCCUGCUGGUUCGUUGAUUAAGCACGUGUCCUCGGUUCUCAAGUGGACUACUGGUUCAUCCUCUAAAUUAUCCUCCCAAUCAGAUACUCCUAAUGUAGUUCAGUUUGAGAAUGGUUACUUGGUCGAAACCGUUGUGGAAGGAAACGAAAUCGGUGCCCUUCCUUACAAGAUCCGUGUCUCUGAUGAUGGAGAGCUUUAUGCUGUUGAUGAAGUUAAUAGCAACAUCAUCAAAAUCACCCCUCCCUUGUCUCACUAUAGCAGGGGAAGAUUGGUGGCUGGUUCGUUUCAAGGUAAAACAGGGCAUGCUGAUGGAAAGCCAAACGAAGCACGUUUUAACCAUCCUAGAGGUGUAACUAUGGAUGAUAAAGGCAAUGUUUAUGUCGCUGAUACUUUGAAUCUCGCCAUCCGUAAGAUUGGUGAUUCAGGUGUUACUACAAUAGCUGGAGGGAAAUCGAAUGUAGCUGGGUUUAGAGAUGGGCCAAGCGAGGAUGCAAAGUUCUCCAACGACUUCGAUGUUGUUUAUGUUCGUCCUACUUGCUCCUUGCUCGUCAUCGACAGAGGUAACGCUGCUCUUCGCCAGAUCUCUCUUGCUGAAGAGGACUGCGAGUAUCACUCUAGCUCUAUCUCUUCUACUGACAUCCUCUUGGUUAUUGGUGCCGUUGUCAUUGGUUACGCUACUUGUUUGCUCCAACAAGGUUUUGGACAUUCUUUUUCCUCUAAAACGUCAGAAACCAGAUUUGAGGAGGAGCAAACAGGCAAAGAGAAACUCUCUCGACCUGUCCUUGAGACAACAACAACAACCAAGGAAGAACCUGGUUGGCCCUCAUUUGGGCAACUCCUUACCGAUCUCUGCAAACUCUCCCUCGAGUUUUUGACCAGCAACCUAGUCCCAGCCCGAUUCAAAACCAGCUCCAAUCUAAGGCCACUUGAUAGACUCAAAAUGCCUGAAGACGAGCAAGAACCACCUUUAGUCCAAAGGCAUACAGCUCCAGCACCAAUCUCUGAAUCCCGACACGCCCACUUGCCUAAACCGAGUGAUAGUUACCCGGAACAUAAGACAUCGAAGACGAGAUCAAGUAGUGCAACAAAGGAUCCGACUUUGUCAUCGUCCAAGCACCAUCGAUCAUCAUCAAAACGGCAGGAGUAUGCCCAGUUUUACGCCUCGGGAGAGGUUGUGCAACCACCAAAGGUCCAUAAAGAACGUUCAAGGCGUCGCCAUAGAGAUAAAACAACAGAGGCGGAACCAAAGACAACAGCUUCAGAUACGGUGAAGCCAGUAGAGUACAGUAAUAGUUCGAAGUUUGAUCAUUUCAACAUGAGGAACAGCAAGUAUGGACCUGAAACUCCAUUUCGCUUCUAGCAAAAUCAAAGCACAUCCUCAUGAGAAACCCUUUGAACCUUUGCCUUGGUGGGGGGAGAUUCCUUAUGUUUUGGUAGUUUCAGAGAAAAAAAAAAGCUAAAGAAUUUUUCUGUUGUAAACUUGUAAUGAAUGAUUGUUGGGUUGUUUCUUGUUGUUAUAUGAGCUUAGCUGCUGUAAUAUUCUGGAUUAUUGAUUUUACAUAAAUUCACAUCAUCCUAUUUACUUGGGC